AUGUCAGCAAUAAUGCAACAGAACACACCACAGCCUUCGCCUGGAAAACAUUUCGUUUGCCAGCUUCAAAGUUGCAAUAAUCGAUGUGAUGGCAAUCAUGUUGUUUCUCAUUGUGGUGGCAGAGUUUGUGAUCGCCUUCCCUAUGGUUAUGGUCGUCAUUAUAAAUGUGACAAAUGUGGCAAUGUUCGCCGCCGUGGUAAUCAUCAUGUUUAUUGUUGCGAAACCUGCAACCAUUCAUAUUGUCAUGCCUGCUGUUUAAAAAAAACUAAAUGA
This is a messenger RNA of Rotaria socialis, 273 nucleotides long. The record is from the annotation of a GenBank genome assembly. Lineage: Eukaryota; Metazoa; Rotifera; Eurotatoria; Philodinida; Philodinidae.